Messenger RNA from Aphis gossypii (cotton aphid), 1592 nucleotides. RefSeq lists its product as uncharacterized. Gene Ontology annotation, cellular component: membrane. The transcript is spliced from 5 exons. Bases 99 to 1274 code for a protein of 391 amino acids. Lineage: Eukaryota; Metazoa; Arthropoda; Insecta; Hemiptera; Aphididae. Gene Ontology annotation, biological process: sensory perception of taste. The record is from RefSeq and is a predicted model, not a curated record.
GGCAAAUCGAUGUUCUAGUAAAGGAACAUUAAAGUACAAUUUGCUUGUCAUAAAACGAGUCCUUUCUUACAGUCGCCUUUGUAAGUAAAGUUGACGAAAUGACGAGUGAAUUUAAGGAAACACUAAAACUUUUUCUAACUGUAUCUAAAAUCGUUGGAUUAAUUAAUUAUUGUUGUGUAAUGGAAUCUGGAUUAUUGUACCGGAAUUUUAAAUUAACGUAUCAGUUAUUUCUUGAAUUGAUUCGAAUGUUUGUGUACUUAAUUAUUAGUUAUCAUGUAAUUUUCAAUGUGAGAUUAAGAUACCUAAUAUGUCAUUUUAACAUUAUUAAAUAUUGGGCUAUUGUCAUUGCAGCAAGAAUAUCGGAGAAAUGGAUAAUAAAGUUUAUUAACGGUAUUAUCGAAUUCGACCGCAAACUGUUUUUAUUAAAUUCAUAUUAUCCUGUUAAAGUGUAUUCGAAAAGUAAAAGAUUUUGGAAUAUUUGUUGUGCUUCUUUUAUCUUGUUUUUUAUGUUUUGUCAAAUUUUUAUUUUUAAAUUACGUGGUAAUGAUAUUAACGACUUUUCUCUUUAUACAAAAUUCUUGUUUCAUUCGCCAGAUGUUAUUACCUUCGUAGUUAUGAUUACAUCGCUUUAUUAUCUUAGUAACCUAGGUCACCGGUUUUGUGAAUUGAAUAGAUUAUGGAAAUGCUUACCUUUUAGGCUAAUCAAAUUGCCAGGGGGACGGACAACUUCAGAGAUGACAAUGUUAGUAGAACGUAUUCGAUUGUUGCAUGCUGAACUUUCUGAAUUGCUUAGAUUGUUUAGUUUGGGUUACGGACCGGUGUUAUUAAUGUAUUUUACAUUUAAUUUUACCCACGCUUUAAUCGAUACAUUUUUAUUUACAAUAUAUCGGGAUUUUUUUAUAAGUGGUUAUUUUUUUCCAUAUAUAUUCUACCUAAAACAUAUUUUUGACAUGAUUUCAAUCAUCUACGUCACAUCGUGGGUCAUUGAAGAGAAAAGAAGAAUUAUUUCAUAUUUGCGAUUGUAUCGGAUUUCUGAAAUGACCGUUGAUGUUAAAUUACAAAUUAAAACAUUCAUGCAUCAGAUAUCAGUUUAUGAACCAAACGAAUUUACAGCAUUUGGAUUUUUCAAUUUAGAUUUAAAAUUAAUAAUGUCUAUUUUGGUAUUAUUGAUUACUGGGAUCUCUACUAUGCUACAAAUGAAAGACCAUCAUUGGAUAUUGUACUUAAAGAAUGAAUCAUUAAAAAUUUUUCGAAGACGAACAAUACAACAUUAAUAUCUAAAUAGAACAAAGAUACUGAAAUUGGCAUUAGGUAUAAUAAAUAGGCGCGUUACUACAUUUUAUUGUAUUUAACUAUAGUACCUAUCUCAUCUAUUCCUUAAUAUAGAUAUAUUUUAUGGAAAACGAUAAAAUUGUAUUAGUUAUCAAUUAUCAUAAAUGUAAAUACGUAAUAGCAUAUAGAUAAAUUCAUUUAGUCUUAAAUCAAUACAUUCAUUACUCCGUCUCCGUUCAGAAUCUAAAAUAUAAUUUUAUAAUUAUGUAUUAUUAUAUUAGAAUAAUAUAAUAAAGUUUGAGUUCAAUAAUAUAAACUGA